AACAAAAUGUUGAUGCAUACAGUGCAUCGUUAUACUUUAUAUUUAGAAUCCUUCUUCAGUUGUAAAUGAUAAAUUAUAUAGAGCAUUGUAUGGGGGUUAGAUAGCAGGGUGAACAUUGAACUAGUGAUGGAUGUAGCAAGUGAUAGCACUUUAGCUGGGGUGAAGAGAGGAGCUUGUGAUUGAUGGGUUAGAGAGUGGUGCAAAUAUAUGGAAAUACAAACAAGUCUAUUUUUGUUACCAAACAUUCCCUGUGCUCUCAUAAGGAAAAAAGAAGCCUGAAAAUGAAGAUGAAGCCAUGCUGGAAAAAGGAAAAACCAAUUGAAUUAGAAAGAAAAAUCAAGUCCAACGAUUCGGCAUACAAUGAAAGCUUUAAUUAUGCAAACAACUACAUCUGUACCUCCAAGUAUACCUGGUACACAUUCCUGCCAAAGAACCUGUUUGAACAGUUUCAGAGGAUAGCCAAUUCUUAUUUCCUUGGCUUACUCAUCCUUCAGCUCAUUCCACCGAUCUCGUCCUUGACUCCAGUCACGACCAUUGUGCCGCUGGCAGUUGUACUUACAAUCACUGCUCUCAAAGAUGCUAUUGAUGACAUACAAAGGCACAGAAGCGAUAACCGGGUCAACAACCGGCUGUCGUCUGUGUUACGUAAUGGGCAGCUCGUGGAGGAGCGCUGGCACAAAGUGGAGGUUGGGGAUAUCAUCAAAAUGGAAAAUAAUCAAUUUGUAGCGGCCGAUUUAUUGCUGCUCUCAACAAGUGAACCAAACAGUCUGUGCUAUAUUGAAACAGCAGAACUAGAUGGGGAAACCAACCUGAAGGUCAGACAGGCUCUGCCAGAGACGGCAGAAAUGGGGAAUGAUAUUGGAGAGCUCAGUAAAUUUGAUGGAGAGCUGACCUGUGAAGCCCCCAACAACAGGCUGAACAAAUACGAGGGCACCCUGAAGUGGAAGGGGGAGGCGUAUUCAGUGGAUAACGACAAGAUCCUCCUCCGUGGUUGUGUACUAAGAAAUACCAUGUGGUGUUAUGGGUUGGUGGUGUUUGCUGGACAAGACACAAAACUCAUGAUGAACUGUGGAGAGAGCAUGUUCAAAAGGACCAAUAUUGAUCGUCUCAUGAAUGUUCUCAUUAUUAGGAUUGUGAUUGCCUUAUGCUGUUUGUGCCUUAUUUGCACGGUGGCAUUUGGUAUCUGGGAGUCGACCACAGGCUUUGACUUCCAGCUCUACUUACCCUGGGAGGACUAUAUCCCGGGGACGUCCCUGGGGACCACGUCUGGCACCAAAGAGGCUGGGGCCACGGUGCUGGCACUCAUGGUUUUCUUCUCAUACGUCAUCAUAUUGAAUACAGUGGUGCCAAUCUCUUUGUAUGUCAGUGUUGAGGUGAUACGUUUUGUGAACAGUUGGUGGAUCAACUGGGACAGGAAGAUGCACCACCCCCAGUCUGACACCCCAGCCAGGGCCAGGACUACCACUCUCAAUGAAGAAUUAGGCCAGAUAGAAUAUAUUUUUUCAGACAAAACUGGGACACUUACACAGAACAUUAUGACAUUUAAUAAAUGUUCUAUCAAUGGGAAAAUGUAUGGCGACCCCUAUGAUCCUGAUGGCAACCCCAUGGAAAUAUGUGAUAGAACAAAAGUUGAUUUUUCUGGAAACCAUAUGUAUGAGGAAUCUUUCGAAUUUCAUGAUGUCCGACUCCUAAAGGCAGUUCAGAAUAAAGAUCCCCACGCAGAUGAAUUUUUCCGUGUUUUGGCUUUGUGUCAUACUGUCAUGUCUGAAGAAAAAGAUGGCAAGUUAGAAUACCAGGCACAGUCUCCUGAUGAGGCGGCACUGGUGUCUGCAGCAAGGAAUUUUGGAUUUGUGUUUAAGACUAGAACUCCCACUACAAUCACCAUUGAAGUGAAUGGGGUGGAGGAAAUCUAUGAACUGUUGUGUAUUUUAGACUUCAACAAUGUCAGGAAAAGAAUGUCUGUGAUCGUGAAAAAAGAUGACAAGAUAAUGCUGAUGUGCAAAGGAGCUGACACCACUGUUUAUGCCCACCUGGAUAAAAACUGUGGAGAUAUUAAAGAACUAACCACUAGUCAUUUAAAUGAGUUUGCUCACAUUGGACUGCGGACCCUGUGCUUGGCAACCAAGGAGAUUGAUUCCAAUUAUUACAAUGAGUGGAAGAAAAAACACCACCGAGCAAGCACGUCAAUGGUAAACAGAGAUGAGAUGUUAGAUGAAGUAUUUGAGGAAAUAGAGCAGAAUCUGACUUUGAUAGGUGCAACAGCUAUUGAAGAUAAACUACAAGAUGGUGUCCCGCAGACCAUUGCAAACCUUGCAUUAGCUGACAUUAAGAUUUGGGUGCUUACUGGGGAUAAACAAGAAACGGCUAUCAACAUUGGGUAUUCCUGCAAGCUGUUGACAGAAGAAAUGGAAGAAGUGUUCGUAGUGGACGGGGAAUCUAAAGAACAAGUUGCCAAACAACUGCAGAAUGCCAAAGACAUGAUGUCUGGGCACUCCAGUGUGGAGGUCGUCUCCUAUGCUGGAACUGCUACUCCAAUGCAGAAUGGAAAUUCAACAGAGGAGUUUGGAGGCUAUGCUCUGGUCAUCAAUGGACACAGCCUGGUAUUUGCCCUACAUAAAGAUAUGGAGCAACUUCUGCUGGAGACAGGUUGUUUAUGCAAAGCAGUGAUCUGUUGCAGGGUCACUCCGCUGCAGAAAGCACUGGUAGUGGAUCUAGUCAAGGUCAAUAAGAAAUCUAUCACUUUAGCAAUAGGAGAUGGGGCCAAUGAUGUUAGCAUGAUUAAAACUGCUCACAUAGGUGUUGGCAUCAGUGGUCAGGAAGGCAUGCAAGCAGUGCUGGCUAGUGAUUUCUCACUGGCUCAGUUCCGGUAUUUGGAGAGACUACUUCUAUGUCAUGGCCGCUGGUCCUACGUCAGGAUGUGCAUAUUUUUACGCUACUUCUUUUACAAGAACUUCACUUUCACAUUUUGUCAUUUCUGGUUUGCAUUCUUCUGUGGAUUUUCUGCACAGACAUUAUAUGACCCAUUCUUCAUCUCAUUGUACAACUUAUGUUACACAUCAAUGCCAGUGUUGGUAAUAGGGAUAUUUGAGCAGGAUGUGAAUGAUAUAUAUUCAAUCAAGUAUCCCAAGCUGUAUGCACCAGGCCUAUCAAACUUACUGUUCAACAAAAAAGUAUUUCUUCACAGUGUGUUUGAGGGAGUGGUUUCUUCACUUCUCCUGUUCUUCAUUCCUUACGGGGCCUUCAACAUGGGGGUGGACCCCACAGGCCAUGACGUGGCCGACUUUCAUACCUACGGAGUCACAGUGGCCUCUAUACUUAUACCUGUAGUGACAUUCCGGUUGGCAAUAGACACACAGUUUUGGUCAGUAUUCAAUCCCAUCAUGACGUUUGGCAGCAUCAUAUUUUAUUUUUGCUCUAUAUUCUUUCUGUACUCUGACAUUUUUGGGAACAACUGGCUCAUUACAACGACAUACACAGGAGCGGCAAGACACACCAUGGCGACAGCCAACUUCUGGUUCUCUCUUGUGCUGGGCAAUGUGGUCUUACUGUUACCUGUGGUAGCCUACAGAUUUUAUAAACAGGAUACAGCACCUACGUUAACUGACAGAGUAAGGCUUAGAACUAAACUGUCCAAGUCAAAAUCAAAAUCAAGAGACCUUGGAUUGAAACUAAGUCGUGCCUCCUUCAAUCGCAGCAGCAAGCAUGGUUCCAUAAGGUCUGGCUAUGCCUUUGCACACCAAGAAGGCUUUGGACAAUUGAUAACAAGUGGAAGCAUUAUGCGGGCAAACAGACCACUAGAUGGAGCCACUCCAAUUCGCCAAAAUAGUGCAGGAAAUGGCACAAAGACAAAGCUUUCUGAUGGCAAUUUGGUUAUGAAUUCUUCUCCUAAAAAUAAUAUUCCCUCCUCUAGUGAAAAUAAUGUGGAACUUGUAGGUUACACUGUUCGUUCUUGAUUUGCUGGUUCUUUUAGGUGUAGAAAAUAACCAGAAUUCAAAGUUUGUUAUUCAACAAAGUUGGAAAAUUAAUUGCCAUCAAAUAAUGAAAAUUGUUUUAUUUUGUUAACUUAGAAUUUGAACCAUGCUUUUAAAAGCAAUUUACUGUCAAGACAAAGGGGUUUUAGAUUUGAUCUAAUAUUACCUUUUGGGGGGUGGGGGGGGGGUUUAAAUUAUUUUGACACAUUGAAAGGAAAUUGUUAGAAUGUUUUUUAUAGUUGCAUUGCUUUUCUCUUGGCAAAAUCAUUGUCACAUCAGAAUCUGUAGCUAUUACAUUUCUCAAACUAUCAUUAAAACAUACUCAAAACAGAACGUCUCUAAUCAAACAAUUAGUAAUUUAAUCUUUAUAUAGUUUGUAACAUUACUUUAAAUGGCAGAUGUCUCAUUGUAAUAUUAACUUCGUUUUUAAUUAGGAUUCUAAUUCAACCAUUGCAGUACACCAUUUAGGAGGCUGUUACAGCAGUCCUCCCCUUUAAAACUCUUCUCAAGUACAUGAGGAGAUUGUUAUAGGUAUUAUUGUAAUAAAUCAUGUUUCUAAGCACACAUAUAGUAAACUGUUAUCAGCAUUAUUUUCUACACCAAGAAGUAACAUCUUUAGUAGAACAGCUGGCAAGAAAUUUUACUGAAUUGAUUAGUGACCUGUGAAGUUUAUACUAAAAAUUUGUUUUAGUCAUUUUUCAUUGGACUAUGUUUGUUGCAGAAUAAGUUCUACUGAGAUGUUACUUCUUUUAAGGUGUGGAAACUCAGGGCCCAAGCCAUUAUUCUUUACUUUAGCACUGUUCUUGUAAUCGAGUUUUCUUUCUUUUCUUUCUUUUUUCCUUUUUUUUUUUUUUUUUGGGGGGGGGGUCAAAAUAUUCCCCAAAUUUUUAUUAAAAUAUCAAAUGUGUAAAUAAGGAGUAAGAAGGAUAAAUAAUUUUGUAUUAUAUUUUUAUGACUACCAAUGCCAAAUACUUGGAUUUCAACUUAUGAUGAUAGAAAAUAAAUAUUUUCACUUUUCUUUUUUUUAAGUCAGAGAUGCGUGUCACUGUUUUUUUAUAUAUAGUCAGAUAGCAGAUGUUACAAGGACUAGAAAAUAUACUAUACAUUGAACCUUAAAAUGGGAUGCAUGUCAAAGUUUGUUGAGUGUCUGUGUUUACCAAGGGCUUUAAUGUGCUUGCUAUUCUAUUGUACUGUUCUGGUAUUGAAGCAACCAACACAGUAACAUACUAUAUAUAUAUUAAGAGUCUGAACCUUAGACCCCAUUCCCACAGAUUUUAGAUCGAUCUAUCCCUGUGGGGAG
Lingula anatina is the source of this 5271-nucleotide messenger RNA. Its product is annotated as phospholipid-transporting ATPase ID. Gene Ontology annotation, cellular component: trans-Golgi network; plasma membrane. Gene Ontology annotation, molecular function: ATP hydrolysis activity; ATP binding; ATPase-coupled intramembrane lipid carrier activity. The record is from RefSeq and is a predicted model, not a curated record. Lineage: Eukaryota; Metazoa; Brachiopoda; Lingulata; Lingulida; Lingulidae. Gene Ontology annotation, biological process: Golgi organization; phospholipid translocation.